AUGGCUCAUUCGUCACUGACAUAUAAUGACGGCCCGAUGGUCUGGGUCGACUGUGAGAUGACCGGUCUGGACACCAACACGGACCGCAUCAUCGAGAUUGCGGUCAUCAUCACAGACGGACACCUGCGACCUGUGGACGAGGGUGUCGAAUGGGUGAUCCACACGCCCAAAGAGGUGCUCGAUGAGAUGGGCGAGUGGUGUACCGAGCAGCACGGCAAGUCUGGUCUGACCCAGGCAUGCAUCGACUCGCCGCACUCGUACGAGGAUGUUGCCGCCAAGGUACUCGAAUAUAUCAAGCGCUGGAUCCCCGAAAAGGGAGCUGGCCUGUUGGCUGGCAGUUCCGUUCACGCCGACAUGAGGUUCCUUCUGAUUGGCAUGCCUGAGGUCAUGAAGCACCUCUCGUACCGCAUUGUCGACUGCAGUAGUGAACUUGCUCGCCGCUGGUACCCAAACCUCAUCAAGCAGGAACGCGCAGCUCGCCCUUACGAGUCUGCCCACCGCGCUCUCGACGACAUCCGUGCUAGCAUUCGCGAGCUCGAGUUUUACCAAAAGAACAUCUUUAAACCCCUGGAGACUGAGCCUACUGUCCCCGAAUCUCGCGACACUCCUCUCAAGACAGCCAUCUAA
This is a messenger RNA of Apiotrichum porosum, 627 nucleotides long. RefSeq lists its product as uncharacterized. The record is from RefSeq and is a predicted model, not a curated record. Bases 1 to 627 code for a protein of 208 amino acids. NCBI's taxonomy places the organism in Eukaryota, Fungi, Basidiomycota, Tremellomycetes, Trichosporonales, Trichosporonaceae. Gene Ontology annotation, molecular function: 3'-5'-RNA exonuclease activity; nucleic acid binding. Gene Ontology annotation, cellular component: mitochondrion. The transcript is spliced from 5 exons.